UCCCCUCAACUACUCUCUCUCUCUCUCUCUUAUCAAUUCAAGGCUUCAAGCUCGAGCAUUCACUCCAUUGGAUCAUACCAUUGCGCUUGAGCACUACACUGACCCACCAUCCCAAUGGGCAAGAAAGGCCGCCUAGUCUCCAUCUUCUCCAGGCUCGUCGACUCCCCCUCCUCCCCCGCUGCCGCCGGCUCGGCCUCCCCGCCGUGGCCGUGGCCAUCCUGCCGGAACAACCUGCAGACCACCUCCUUCCGCGCCGACGAGGAGGGGCCCUGCUGCGCGACGGCGCGUGGUCAGGGCGCUGCCACUGCGAAGCUCCACAGGACGGCGCCGGGCGAAAUGUACAAGACGGUCAACUCGGUCUACUUCGACUCCGCCGACGACGACGACGAGCAGGACGGGGAGGUCCUCGGGCUCGACGACGACAGCUUCUCGACAACGACGGCGUCGGCGGAGUGGUCGGAGGAGGUGAUCCGCAGCCUCGGCCGGACGCCCACCGACCGCUUCUUCUUCGACCCUGGGCCGGCGUCCAACUCCAUCCUGGCCGUGGCCGCCUCCUCGACGGUGAGGAAGACGCCGCCGGCAGAGACGAAGACGGUGACUCCCGACCCCGACGACGGCCCCGGCAAGAAGGAGGCGUGCACGUCGCUGGCGGAGGGGAGCGUGGCGGUGGCGGUGGCGGUGGACUCGGCGGACCCGUACGGGGACUUCCGCGCGUCCAUGGAGGAGAUGGUGGCGGCGCACGGGCUCCGCGACUGGGCGGCGCUGGAGGAGCUCCUGUCCUGGUACCUCCGGAUCAACGGCAAGCACAACCACCCCCUCAUCGUCGGCGCGUUUGUCGACCUCCUCCUCGGCCUCGCGUCGUCAUCACCGUCCGCCGCAGAAACCACAACGGCAACGGCCACGACGACGACGAGCAGCAGCAGCAGCUGCAGCGCGAGUACCACCACCAGCAUCGGUGAUGCCACCACCACUACAAAUGCAACAGCAAAACCGGAGCGAUGUGGCGGAGGGACGACGAACGGCGACACUUCUUGCUCGUCGUCGUCGUCUUGGUGCGCCGCGGCUGACGUCCAGGACGUUGUCAAGGAGAAGGCAAGCAUCCCUAGUGAUGAUGAGAUCUAGUGGUAGCACCGUACCAUUGCUCCGCUUGUUUCUUGAAUUACUAACUAAUCUUGAUGGCUGGUUAGCGUUUUGAUGAUUAACCAAGCAUACAAAUUAACGACAAUAAUGGAUAGAUAUCCCACGAUGCUGGUGGCAUUACAAUCAUCUUUGGAAUUCCUUCCUCUUUUUCUUUCUCUUGAGUGUGUUCUAGUGGUAGCCAGUAGUAGUGCGUAGUAGGUCAGGUCGAGGGAUCCAAUGCGAUGUAUGAUACAUUAAUUGUGUGCAUGGGUAUCAAAGCUUGUUGACAAUUCAAUACACACCUCACCUAGCUAGCUUAAGGAACAAUUCAUGGAGCGUGAUGAGGUCUAACUCUUGGCUUGAA
This is a messenger RNA of Phragmites australis (common reed), 1483 nucleotides long. RefSeq names its product transcription repressor OFP13-like. Lineage: Eukaryota; Viridiplantae; Streptophyta; Magnoliopsida; Poales; Poaceae. The coding region runs from base 115 to 1122 and encodes 335 amino acids. Gene Ontology annotation, biological process: negative regulation of DNA-templated transcription. The record is from RefSeq and is a predicted model, not a curated record. The transcript has a single exon.